Messenger RNA from Fusarium redolens, 3276 nucleotides. RefSeq lists its product as uncharacterized. Bases 1 to 3276 code for a protein of 1091 amino acids. NCBI's taxonomy places the organism in Eukaryota, Fungi, Ascomycota, Sordariomycetes, Hypocreales, Nectriaceae. The transcript is spliced from 12 exons. The record is from RefSeq and is a predicted model, not a curated record.
AUGGAGACGCCUGUAGACAAGGAAAGACGCAGAUUAAGAAGGAGGGAAACUCCACACCCAUCAAUUCCUAAACUCGUGCCACGACCUAACCUUAAUCACCAAGCUCGAUCAUGGGGCUCUUCUUCCACUUCAGCAUCUACACGAUCAACUGCCAACCAGCGUGGAGGUUCCGGAUCGCUACCGUCGGCUCAGUCCAUGGAUAACCCAAGUUCUAACCCUAAUUUUCUGCGGAGGAAGAAGUCUUCUUCAUCCGGCGAUGUCAAGGUCAAGACUACAUGGAUUGGCUUAUCUCGGACGGACUCUUCGACUUCGUCCCAGCAUAAGCGUCAAAGCUCACUGGACCCUUCUUUCGGCAUCCACCUGGAUAGGGAGCCCGCCAGCUGCCCUGCCGAGAUUCACAUUUUUGAGGUCAUCGAGGCAAAGAAAUCUUCCGAAUCGCCAGUGAUCUAUCCCGAACUGGACCGUGAUCGCAACAUUCGACGUCCGGCUGACAGCUCGGAUAACCGCAUUGAUGUUCCCUUCCGGUUAGCAACACACGAUGUUCCAUCUCCAACUCUAGCCAACCUGCUACUUUCCGCAACUAGUAGAUGCCCAUCCACUAGAUUCUCCGAGUCAUCUGGACCAGGGUCAUAUAGUCGCGACACCACUCCCACCCUGAAUGCAUCUCAGCCUGCUAGUCUUGUUGCACCUAUUCGCACUCAGACCAAGAACCGAUUGCAAGAACUUGUCAUCAACAGGCCUUCUGUGACACGAGGAGCUUGUGGAGGUUUCCCUGACCUGAUGCUCACAUCACGCGCCUCACACGUUGAUGCCAUCACCGUUGAUCCCCAUGGUCACACAGCUGUUAGAGAGUCCCUGAGUUCAUCGCCAUCGAUUUCAACUGCUCUUGAAGCCGCCAUCGAGAAGAAGACCAAGCAAUUGCCCCCCCCACCACCCAGUUCUCCGCCAUGGAAGCCAUCGCAGUACCUUGGUGAAGAUACAUCGUUGUUCAAACCGGAGCGCAAGGUUUCAAGACCUGUUUUGCGAUCCACUUCCCCAACACUCCCCAUCAAAGGCGAAUUGUGCUUUCAGCCAGCAGCUGAGGCAACAGCCGAGUCGAAGAAGGGCAAGGGCCGCGAGCCACCUCGAAUGACAUGUACACCGAGUCAUAAUGUGGCAUCCUCCUCAAUCACACGCUUCCCAUUGUUGAGCCGUAAGAAGAAUCUUCGCAGGGGUCCUGCAGCUGGCUCAGGCCAUAAAGGAUAUGGACAUAUUGCAACGAUUCGUCCUUUGCGGAUCGGGUCAACCCAGUGGCCAUCGUUGGAGGUGCGAUCACCCGAGAAUCGGACUGCAAAAUCCGAAAUCUCUCGGAGUGUCAGUUCCCACUCGAGGCUCGGAAGUUGGCAGUCAUUGGCAGCUUCUCAAUAUCAGCCUCGAAACACUUUGUGGCUGUCACCUAUGUCACGCACUCCACAUCCAGAUCUUCUUGCUCGUCAUCCCUCCGAGAGCAGUGAUUCUGAAGGCCCUACAACGAAGGCGACAUUGGCUUCCCGAAGAUCUCCCAUCAACACAUCUGGAUAUGCAUCUUCACCCAUGACAAGUUUCGAUGCCAGUGUAAUGUCUGAUGCGUCCCACUUCGAGCUGCAACGGGAGAUUUCUCACGAGACCAAGUCUUCUCACCUUGCGCCCCAGAAGCUUGUCAAGAGGCCGCGAUCUCCUCGAAAGUGGAACUUGUUCGGAAGGUUUACCCAGACCUGUCAGCCGUCAGAACAAGAGGACAGCGUGCCAAUAAACGUUCUAAAUGUCUUGAGGUUUACAGAGGUUUACGGAGAACCACUUAGUAUUAUUGGGACUCCCGAGCUUCCGCAAGGCACACCAGAGAUGCGAUCAUCAACCAACUGUCCGUACCCUGCUAGUCGACGAAGCCGACUUCCUGAAGUCGGGAGAAUCCCCAAAGUUGUGAGGCACCGUACUGAGCACUUGUCGCCUAUAACCUAUGAUCCUGAGUCAAUUGCCAAAGGUCCUUCAAAUUCCAGGCCUUUGACUCCUGUUCCGGACCUGACUACCGAUGGCUCAACAGCCGGAAGCGCCGAAAUCUCUGAUGAAGAGACUCUACCUUAUGAUCCUCCCGCAGAAGACAGGGUGUGCGGUGAGUACGAUGAUCUCCUUGGAAAAGAUGCUGGUAAAGAACUUCCCUCCCCAACUUCUUCACGAGGUACACCGUUCCAUCUUGAGACUUACGAGUCGAAACUAGCUAGUAAGGAGAGGCCCUUGGAGCCGCCGAGGAUUGAUGCAAUAAACAUCUCCAGCACUCACAGCGCUGACAUGACUGAACGUCUUCGGGCGGUUUUCCAACACCACCCAAGCCCCAGCACUCCUUCCUCGGUCUCCAAGCUUGUUUCGGGAUACACAAUACGAGCCGAUGCCAGCUCCUCUUCGGAAGAUGGGCCACUAUUUACACAGGUCAACCUCAGAGUUGGCUCAAUGACGGUGAGUAAGUGGCUUACCUUUGGGCAUGUCCUCUUCAGUGAUGUUCGCCAUGAGCUGGUUCCUGUUGAGGGAUCACUGAAGAGACACUCAAUCCUUGUUAUUGAUGGCCUUGAGUUCGUCUUCAAGCUUCCCUCUCAGUCCUCCAAACCAUCCCAAUACGUCUCUCUCUUCGACAAGUUCCCAUUCGCCCCUCAAAGCUUUACGGCUGUUGCAUACCGCUUCCCUGUAGCAGGGCCUGAAGCAUACUACCGCAGUAUUCACACCGAAGCUCGUCGUGUGCUAAAGCCAGGAGGCUUCAUCGAGCUCUCCACUCUCGAUGCAGACCUGAACAACAUGGGCAAUCAGGGCCGACGUACAGUUGGCCGUCUCAAAGAGAGAAUCAAUGAGAAAACACCUGAUACUAGUCUCGGAUCAACCGCGGAUCUCAUUGUUCGUCUUCUCGGCAAGGUCGGUUUCACUACCAUCAAGGCAGCACGAGUGGGUGUCCUUGUCGCAAGUUCCGUCAUUCGCUCAGAUAGCAAGGCUGAUAAAGGCAAUGACGCUGCUGAGAAGGAGAAGGAUCCGCCAAGUCUAUUCGAGAUGAUGAGCGACAACAGCCCCUUGGCAGAUGAGGACAUCACCAAGAUGGUCAGCCGCGUUAGACGAUGGUGGUACACGCGAUGCUAUGAAAACGCAGCUAAGAAGCCCUCUGGAAAGAGUAUUUGGAGCGAUAAGGCCCUACUAUCUGAGUCUGAAAGGCUCGGUACAAACUUUGAGCUCAUGGUCUGCUGCGCUCGAGCUCCUCUUGAGCGCAUCACAAGUGUCUAA